Molecule: messenger RNA, 1117 nt
Organism: Solanum tuberosum (potato)
Lineage: Eukaryota; Viridiplantae; Streptophyta; Magnoliopsida; Solanales; Solanaceae
Product: protein FD
Exons: 3
Coding region: 326-949 (207 amino acids)
Biological process (GO): positive regulation of DNA-templated transcription
Cellular component (GO): nucleus
Molecular function (GO): DNA-binding transcription factor activity
Source: RefSeq, a predicted model, not a curated record
CCAACAGUUUUACCAGUUGAAAUGAAAUUGGUUGAUAAACAAGUUCACUCUUGAAACAAAAACUCAGUUCAUAUGUCUUGUUAACCCAAGUUGGUACGUUUUUAAGGUGACUUUAUGAAGAAAUAGUACAAACUCACCGCCAAAGUGUCAAGUAGAUUAUUGUACUUACCACUCCGACAUGACAACACAAACAAUUUUCUCUUAUCAAGAUUGCUCCCUAGUUAAUGGUACUACUACUACUAGAAAGAAAUAGUAAUAGUUCAACAUAAAAAGAGUACAUUCCCAACUCUUUGUUCUCUAUAUAUUUUUUUUCAAGAAUCCAAUUAUGUGGUCAUCAAGCAGGUCUUCUUCAUCUUCAUCUUCAUCUCAUUCCCCAUUUUCUCCAAGACUCAAAACAAUGGAAGAAGUGUGGAAAGAUAUUAAUCUUUCUUCACUUCAAGAUCACACUACUAAUUACUCUAAAGAUCAUCAACAUCAUCUUCAUGAUCAUAAUCAUCAAGGUGCUAAUUUUGGUGGAAUGAUUUUACAAGAAUUUUUGGCUAGGCCUUUUGCUAAUGAAUCUUCACCAGCAGCAGCAGCCUCCCCUGUUUCAGCUACAACUAUGCUGAAUUUGAACUCUGUUCCAGAGCUUCAUUUCUUUGAUAACCCUUUAAGGCAAAACUCAAUCUUGCACCAACCAAAUGUUAGUGGAAGAAAAAGGGUUGUACCUGAAACAGAGGACAAUUCUACAGGGGACAGAAGAAAUCAGAGGAUGAUCAAGAACAGAGAGUCUGCUUCUAGAUCAAGAGCUAGAAAGCAGGCCUAUUUGAAUGAGUUGGAGACGGAAGUGGCACAUUUAGUUGAAGAAAAUGCAAGGCUCAAGAAGCAGCAGCAACAGUUACGCUUAGCUGCAGCUAUUCAAGUUCCAAAAAAGAACUCUCUUCAUCGGACGUCAACCGCUCCAUUUUGAGAAAAGAAAGGCCUCUUAUUAUAAUUUGUCGUUAGAGUAUUAAGAAGGGAAAAAUAGAAAGACGGUUUAGUCUUUUAUGGCAAUGAAAACAAUCACCAGCAAACAAGCUGGAAUUCGUAUUUCUGUAUCUAUUCAUUUGUUCCAUCCAUCCCUUUCUAUCUAAAUUUG